GUGAUGCUUUCUACUGCAGAUCAACUCCAGUAAUCCAUACGUGGUGAACAUCCAGACUGUCCAGCAUGUCUCUCAGACUCUAUUCCCAGCCCAUGAGCGUCCAUGGUGGAGCAGGAGGUCGAGGCACCCGCAUCUCCACAGCCACUUCCCAGGUCUCCUAUUCACCUGGAGGCUUCAACCUGGCUGAUGGUCUGGACCUCCAUGUCGGGGCCAAUGAGAAGGCCACCAUGCAGAACCUGAAUGACCGCCUGGCCUCCUACCUGGAGAAGGUGCGCACCUUGGAGAAGGAGAACGACCGCCUGGACAAGCAGAUCAGAGACUGGUACCAGAGCAGAACCGUCAUUUCCCAUGACUACACUCACUAUUUCGCCAUCAUUGAUGAUCUGAAGGACAAGAUUCGUGUUGCCUCCAGAAUCAAUGCAAAGAUAGUCCUGGACAUUGACAAUGCAAGACUGGCAGCUGAUGAUUUCAAAAUGAAGUAUGAAAACGAGCUAACCAUGAGGCAGGCUGUGGAGGCCGACAUUGCUGGACUGAAGAGGGUGCUCGAUGAGAUGAACCUGGCUAGGAUGGAUCUGGAGAGUCAGUACGAGAGCCUGAAGGACGAGCUCAUCAUGCUCAAGAGGAACCAUGAAGAGGAGAUGGCUAUGUUGAGGAGUCAGGUGGGUGGCCAGGUCAAUGUGGCUGUAGACGCUUCUCCCGCUGUAGACCUGAGCAAGGUUAUGGCCGACAUCAGGGAACACUACGAAGGUGUGAUUGCCAAGAACCGCAAGGAACUCGAAGCAUGGCAUCAGGCCAAGAUCUCAGCAGUGGAGCAGGAAGUGAUCACACACACAGAAACUCUUGUCACGUCUCGUUCAGAAAUCAAGGACCUGAAGAGCACCCUUCAAAGGCUUCAGAUUGAACUGCAGUCCCAUUUGAGCAUGAAAGCAUCUCUGGAGGGCACCCUGGCGGAGACACAGGCCCGCUAUGCUGCACAGCUGGCAAUGCUUCAGAACACAGUCACAAGCCUGGAGGCCCAGCUGUCCCAGCUCCACGCCAACAUCGCCAGCAACAAGCAAGAGUACGACAUGCUGCUGGACCUCAAGACCAGACUGGAGCUGGAGAUCGCAGAGUACAGGAGGCUGCUCGACGGAGAGGAUGAAAGCUCAAAACAAGUGGUCACCAAGGUCAUCACAGUGGUGGAGACGGUCGUGGAUGGAAAAGUGGUCGGGAGCAGCAAGACUGUUGAUGUGGAUGUGGAUCAGAUUGAGUGAUGUGUCUGAGAAACUCAAUAAAGAUCUUGCAGAGGAA
Messenger RNA from Sphaeramia orbicularis (orbiculate cardinalfish), 1290 nucleotides. RefSeq names its product keratin 98 (gene krt98). Bases 66 to 1253 code for a protein of 395 amino acids. The transcript has 8 exons. The record is from RefSeq and is a predicted model, not a curated record. Lineage: Eukaryota; Metazoa; Chordata; Actinopteri; Kurtiformes; Apogonidae. Gene Ontology annotation, cellular component: cytoskeleton. Gene Ontology annotation, molecular function: structural molecule activity.